AUGUUGCCGGAUCCAGUCACGGUCAAAAUCCCCACGUCCUACGAAUCCCUGCCUGUCAAGGAUAUCAAGGUGUCCCAUUACCCUGAAAAUGCACCGGAAGCUACCGCCGUGGUCGUGGUGACGUUGAACCGUCCAAAGCAGGGCAACGCGUUCACCGUCCAGAUGAUGCGCGAUUUCGAACUGGUCUACCCCAUGUUCGACCUCGAUGAACGCGUCAAGUGUGUCGUCAUCACCGGAGCCGGCAAGAUGUUCUGUGCGGGCGCCGAUCUCGAAAUCGGAUUCCCCGGUGGCGGAAACAGGGAGAGAUUGGUGGAUCACCGCGACAGUGGUGGUCGCCUUAAUCUGUGCAUCUACCGAUGCCGUAAACCAACGAUUGUCGCAUUGAACGGAUCCGCCGUUGGUCUGGGGAUGACACUGGGCUUGUCGGCUGCCAUUAGAAUCGCCCACGCGUCGUCCAAAUAUGGCUUUGUUUUCGCCAGGCGAGGAAUCACCAUGGAGUCGAACUCGUCCUUCUUCCUACCGAGACUGAUCGGGUACUCGAACGCCCUGUAUCUGCUCACGACAGGCGACGUAUACAGAGGCGACUCGAAGCAUUUUGGAACACUCUUCCAAGAGGUCAUCGAGGACCAAGCCGGUGUCUUGAAGCGAGCACUGGAACUCGCUACGACCAUUGCGGAGAAGACAAGUGUAUUGGCCGGAUUCAUGAACAGAGAGUUGAUGUGGAGGGGAAAACCAUCGGUGGAGGAAACACAUCUUCUUGACAGUGCUGUCCUCUACCACAUGUUUGCCAAUCCGGACUGCAAGGAAGGCGUACAAAGCUUUAUGGAGAAGCGAGAGCCAAAAUUCUCGGCCACUCUCGAGCAGGACGGGCCACCCUUCUAUCCGUGGUUUAACGAGGUCGACACGGGUUCAAGACCUCGCCCAUCGAGCAAGGCAAAGUUGUGA
Fonsecaea erecta is the source of this 945-nucleotide messenger RNA. RefSeq lists its product as hypothetical. The record is from RefSeq and is a predicted model, not a curated record. NCBI's taxonomy places the organism in Eukaryota, Fungi, Ascomycota, Eurotiomycetes, Chaetothyriales, Herpotrichiellaceae. Bases 1 to 945 code for a protein of 314 amino acids. The transcript has 2 exons.